Fimicolochytrium jonesii is the source of this 282-nucleotide messenger RNA. RefSeq names its product KA1 domain/Ssp2 C-terminal domain-containing protein. The transcript has a single exon. The record is from RefSeq and is a predicted model, not a curated record. Lineage: Eukaryota; Fungi; Chytridiomycota; Chytridiomycetes; Spizellomycetales; Powellomycetaceae. The annotation marks the transcript as partial.
CGCGUGCUCCGCUUCACCUUCUCCGUGUCGACCACGUCCACAAAGGAGCCGGACGUGAUCCUCGCGGAGGUGCUCCGCGUUCUCCACGAGCACGGCGUGAAAACGGACGUGGCGGGCUUCAUUGCGAACUGCAGUUACCCGCAGCAAGGGGUGGAUUUCGAGAUGGAGGUGUGCAAGCUGCCGCGGCUGAAUGUAAAUGGGUUGAGGUUUAAGCGCAUGAGUGGGGAUUCGUGGGCUUACAAGAACCUGUUGACGGAUCUGAUCGGGAAGAUGAAUUUGUAG